This is a messenger RNA of Sarcophilus harrisii (Tasmanian devil), 2312 nucleotides long. RefSeq names its product dihydrouridine synthase 3 like (gene DUS3L). Gene Ontology annotation, biological process: tRNA processing. The transcript is spliced from 13 exons. The record is from RefSeq and is a predicted model, not a curated record. Lineage: Eukaryota; Metazoa; Chordata; Mammalia; Dasyuromorphia; Dasyuridae. The coding region runs from base 174 to 2213 and encodes 679 amino acids. Gene Ontology annotation, molecular function: metal ion binding; flavin adenine dinucleotide binding; RNA binding.
AGGUUGCAGGCGUAUAGGAAAUCCCGGCAGAGAGAACGUACGGGCACGCACACAAACCCCCGUAGGACGCAGGACGCCCACGCAGACCAAGCGCUUCAACGCACGUGUGCCAGCUCCUUUCUACGCAGGCGCCGCAAGGGAAAAUCUUUCUCGCCUGGGUCCGUGGCCCGGCAAUGGCGGAGGAGACACUCGAUCAAAGAAGCGGUGUUGUGGGAACCGGCCCUUCCGAGAGAGGCGUGGCCCCCAUCAAACCUCAAUACCUCGCUACAAAGGAACAGUUCCAUACAUUCCUCGAAAGCAGAGGGAAAAGCUCAGGUGACCAAGCUGUGGGAGAGCCAGACGGCGACAGAGCCGAGACCGAAUCAUCUGUUUGUGACUCAUCUGAGCCUGGAGCCAAGAGACUCAAGCUUGAUGAUGGAAAAGCGGAGGGUCUGGAAAGGCAGUCUCCAGGAGAGGGAGAGGGGGAGACCCAGCAGAAGAGGAAGGCCCGGGGCCAGAACAAGAGCAGACCCCACAUGAAACCAACUCGCUAUGAUGACCAGAGGUUAUGUCCAUCCCUGAUCCAGGAGUCAGCUGAAAAAUGCUUCUUUGGCGAGCGCUGCCGCUUUCUGCAUGACGUGGACACUUACUUGGCCUCCAAACUCCCAGACCUUGGGGACAAGUGUGUCCUGUUUGAGACCUUUGGGAAAUGCAUCUAUGGUGUGACGUGCCGUUUUGCCGGGGCCCACCUGGGUCCCCAGCACCAGAACCUGGUGAAGGAGGAGCUGGUGAAACAAUGGGAGGGCCAGAAACUCACAAGCAAUGGUCUCAGCAAAGACCUCCAGCAUCAGCUUCGAAAGAAGAAAGUCCAGUUUGAUCUCUCAGAGAAGUACCUGAAGCAGCUGUCUAAGUCAGGAAGGGUAGGGACUGGGAAGGGCCAGACUCCGGUGCCUGCCGCCGGACCAGAGGCCUCCCUCGACUCCCUGGGACACAUGGCCCCCAAUUCUACCAGUGGUGAAGCCCAUGAGUCUCUAGCAAGUGUUGAAUCAGGGUUACCACAGUCAGAAACUGCCUCAGGGACCCCAGAACAAGGAGCCACCCCCCAGAGAAGUGCCGUCUGUUCCUCAGGGCACCUGACUGACGAGGACCUUAUCAGACUCCGGCCCUGUGAGAAGAAAAGGCUAAACAUCCAGCACAAGCUCUAUCUGGCCCCGCUCACCACGUGCGGGAACCUGCCCUUCCGAAGGAUCUGCAAGCGAUUUGGAGCCGACGUGACCUGCGGGGAGAUGGCCGUGUGCACCAACCUGCUCCAGGGCCAGUCAUCCGAGUGGGCCCUGCUCAAGCGGCACCACACGGAGGACCUCUUUGGCGUCCAGCUGGAGGGAGCCUUUCCGGACACCAUGACCAAGUGUGCCGAGCUGCUGAACCGGACCGUGGAGGUCGACUUUGUGGACAUCAACGUCGGCUGCCCCAUCGACCUUGUGUACAAGAAGGGCGGGGGCUGUGCCUUAAUGAGCCGCUUCAACAAGUUUGAGCAGAUAGUCCGGGGGAUGGACCAGGUGCUGGAUGUGCCUCUGACCGUGAAGAUCAGGACCGGAGUACAAGAGAAGGUCAACUUGGCCCACCGGCUCUUACCUGAACUUCGGGAGUGGGGAGUGGCGCUCACGACGCUCCAUGGCCGCUCCCGGGAGCAGCGCUACACCAAGGGUGCCGACUGGACAUACAUUCAGCAUUGCGUCAACGUGGCCAGCCCCAUGCCCCUGUUUGGAAAUGGGGACAUUUUGUCUUAUGAAGACGCCAACCGUGCCUUGGAGACGGGAGUUUCUGGCGUUAUGAUUGCUCGAGGUGCUCUCAUCAAACCGUGGCUCUUCACUGAGAUCAAGGAGCAGCGGCACUGGGACAUCUCCUCUGGGGAGCGACUGGACAUCUUACGGGACUUCACGAACUAUGGCCUGGAGCACUGGGGCUCCGACACACAGGGGGUGGAGAAAACCCGCAAGUUCCUUCUUGAGUGGCUGUCCUUCUUGUGCAGGUACAUCCCGGUGGGCUUGCUGGAACACCUGCCUCAGAAAAUCAAUGAGCGACCUCCCUAUUACUUGGGGCGGGAUCACCUGGAGACCCUGAUGGCCAGCCAGAAUGUGGACGACUGGAUCUCCAUCAGUGAGAUGCUCCUGGGGCCCGUCCCCCCGGCCUUCACCUUCCUGCCCAAGCACAAAGCCAACUCCUACAGGUAGCGGUCUGCAGUGGAGCCAGAGUGGCGGCCCCGUGCCUGCCCCCACCUUGCCCGCCAGGGCGCAGCAGCCCUUGAGAAAUAAACUGUCACCUUUUGUAAA